AUGAUCGCUGAAAAGUUAGAAUACGUACAAUUUCAAAAUAUUAUCGUACGACUCCUCUCAAUUGUCGGAUUGUGGACAAAACAAAAUUCAAGUUUACUAUCUCGAUUGCGAAUUCAUAUUUAUCUUACGUUCCUUGUCGUUCCAACUUUUGGAACGAUCAAUUAUUUAGUUGCCAAUAUUUCAAACAUAAAUUUAGCCAUUAAUAGUUUAUGUUCACUUCUGGCUUUCUCUACAGUAAUAAUAAAAGGAAUGUCUUUUAUAAUAAAUCGCAAAGACGUAGAUGAGCUACAUACAAUUUUGGAUCCUUAUUUUUACGAAUUGAUGAAAAAUCCCGAAAUGUCAAAACAGGUUUUGAAUAAAAUCUCAACUUUUAGACGUUUGCCGAAACUGAUCACGGCUAUGCUGAUGACCGGCAGCAUUUCUUAUGCGAUUGGACCGAUAGUUUCUAUAAUACACCAAAUUCGUCAUAAAUUGUAUCCUAUAGAUUUCAAUUUUAUUUAUCUCACUUUGUAUCCGUGGGAAAUCCCGAGAAAUUCUUUAAUCCACUUUUUACACUUUAUCAACGAAUAUUUAUCGACCAGUACCAUUGUUCUCAUCUCACCCGCAGUGGACAGUUUGUACACCUAUUACAUGUUUCAAACGAUCGGCAUUUUGCGGGAAAUGUCGUAUCGUAUUUCCAUGUUUGAUGAAAAAAAUUGUGAUUUUGAAAUACGCGAGUGCGUUAAUAAGUAUGAAAUACUAGUACGAUGUAUGAAAAAAAUUCAAAAAGUAUAUGGAGCUAUCAUUUUAUGGACCAUGAAUACCAAUGCGAUCGUACUUUGUAUCGUAAUGUAUCAAUUGUCGCACGCUAAGUCGAUUCCUUUUUUUGCAUUGAGCCUUUGCGUAGCGUAUGUUUGUUUAAAAUUAACCCAAGUCUUCAUUUAUGCUUGGAGUGGGUCUCUCCUCACAACCGAGAGUGAAAGAUUUCGAGAGACUAUUUACGCAUCACGGUGGCUUGGAAAUACUCGAUUGAAGGCUUCAAUAAUAAUAAUGCUCUGUCAAAGGCCCCUCAUUUUGACUGUGUAUAAUUUAUUGUAUGUGACGAUAGAUAUGUUCAUGAAAGUUGUUAACACGACAAUAUCAUAUUAUUUAUUACUAAAAACAUUUGAACAAGGAGCUUGA
Molecule: messenger RNA, 1161 nt
Organism: Cotesia congregata
Lineage: Eukaryota; Metazoa; Arthropoda; Insecta; Hymenoptera; Braconidae
Source: the annotation of a GenBank genome assembly